AUGAGUUCAGGAACCGCGGAUCUCUGUGGCAGUAGAGCUCUGAGGCAUUAGGAGGUUCCACACCUGCAGAAACCGCUAACGGUGUAUGUUCAUUUGUUACCACGGGAUAAACUUCACAAUGACGUCACGCGUGGACGCGCAGGAACAGAGCCGGCGCUUCUGCGUCUUAUCCUGGGAGCAGGUGGAGCGUCUGGACUCCAUCCUCCGGGAGAGUGUUCCCAUCCACGGCCGCGGAAACUUCCCAACCCUGUCGAUUUCCCCACGCCAGAUCGUGCAGGUGGUGAGGGCCAGGCUGGAGGAUGGAGGGGUUACAGUCCGUGAUGUGAAGCUUAAUGGUUCAGCUGCAAGCCAUGUUCUUCACAAAGACACAGGUUUAGGCUACAAGGACCUGGAUCUGAUCUUUGGCGUGAGUUUGGGCGAUGACCGGACGUUUGAUGUGGUAAAGGAAGUGGUGCUGGCCAGUCUGCUAGACUUCCUGCCAGCUGGGGUGAACCGCGAGCGCCUCAGCGCCCUCGCCCUCAAGGAGGCAUACGUGCAGAAGCUGGUUAAAGUGCGCACUGACACUGACUGCUGGAGUCUCAUCUCACUUUCCAACAACACGGGCAAGAACGUGGAACUGAAGUUUGUAGACACACUCCGGCGUCAGUUUGAGUUCAGCGUUGAUUCAUUUCAGAUCGGACUUGACUCGCUGCUGCUGUUUGACCGUUGCUCUGAGGCGCCCAUGUCGGAGAGCUUUCACCCCACUGUGCUUGGCGAGAGCAUGUACGGAGACUUUGAGGAAGCUCUGCAACACCUGCGCUCCAAAACCAUUGCUACACACGGUCCAGAGGAGAUCCGGGGUGGCGGUUUGUUAAAAUACUGCCAUCUGCUGGUUCGAGGCUUCCGGCCGGCGUCGGAGGAGCACAUGAAAACCCUCCAGCGCUACAUGUGCUCCCGCUUCUUCAUCGACUUCCCAGAUGUGUGCGAGCAACGACGAAAACUUGAGGCGUACCUUCAGAACCACUUUGCUGGCAUGGAACACAAACGCUACGAGUGCUUGAUGACUUUGAGGAAUGUUGUUGAUGAAAGCACCGUCUGCCUGAUGGGUCAUGAGCGGAGACAGACCCUGGCCCUCAUCUCAGCGUUGGCGCUGCGUACUUUCGCCGAGCAGAACGCCAUUCCCGCGUUAUCCAACGUCACCUGCUACUACCAACCUGCUCCAUACGUACAUGAUGGGAACUUCAGCAAUUACUACGUGGCUCAUGUGCACUCUCCUGCUAACACGUACAGGACGUGGCUACCAUGCAGCUGAGUCACGGAGGAGGCAGAAGGUGAAAUCAUGACAAGUGCAUUCCAGUUCUGAGCUGUUGCCUUUCCAUCAUUCUGACUAAGAGAGACAAAUAUUACUGAUUUGUGUUCUUUCCUUCGACCUGUUUUCAGUUCUGUCUCCUCCAACAUAAUGAACACUGCUGUAACUGGUUUGAGCCACUCUGUGUUGUUUUUAACAAAAUAAAUUGAGACUUUAUGAAAACGUGUUGAAAAAGGAAGUGAGAGAGAAAAGAAAAAAAUCUGAAACAGUUCUCAGUUUUAUUUCUUUAACUGUCAUCCAGUUUGUGGAGAAACUGUAUAUAAUAUAGAGUUUUUUCUGUAUGUUUAUAUAUUAAAUCUUUAAAAUAAAAAACUAAAUAAUUCUGCAGAAAAAAACUACUGUUUUACAGAAUCAUGCAGUUUUUCAGGUCUGAUUGUGGUUUUCAGAUUUCCUUCUUGUUUGAGUUUUUGAUAACCAAAGAUUUAAUUUGUAAUCUUCCUGUAACUCUCUGAAACUGAACACAGUAAAAUGUACGAGUUUUAAUUUGAGGAUUUUGUACUGUUUAUUUUUAUUUUCAGCAUCAGGGCGUUUUCAUAUUAAAUAUCUACUAAA
This is a messenger RNA of Silurus meridionalis, 1900 nucleotides long. It is a transcript of the gene tent5bb, whose product is annotated as terminal nucleotidyltransferase 5Bb. The record is from RefSeq and is a predicted model, not a curated record. The coding region runs from base 86 to 1291 and encodes 401 amino acids. The transcript is spliced from 2 exons. Lineage: Eukaryota; Metazoa; Chordata; Actinopteri; Siluriformes; Siluridae. Gene Ontology annotation, molecular function: RNA binding; poly(A) RNA polymerase activity. Gene Ontology annotation, biological process: mRNA stabilization.